Messenger RNA from Betta splendens (Siamese fighting fish), 1239 nucleotides. Its product is annotated as CD209 antigen-like protein B. The transcript has 9 exons. The coding region runs from base 16 to 1179 and encodes 387 amino acids. NCBI's taxonomy places the organism in Eukaryota, Metazoa, Chordata, Actinopteri, Anabantiformes, Osphronemidae. Gene Ontology annotation, molecular function: fucose binding; D-mannose binding. The record is from RefSeq and is a predicted model, not a curated record. Gene Ontology annotation, cellular component: external side of plasma membrane. Gene Ontology annotation, biological process: biological process involved in interspecies interaction between organisms.
GUGAAGACCAGAGAGAUGUCUGCUGCUGCUAAAAAGACCUGGACAGACAGCAGAGCAGAUUGUGUUAGACGUGGAGCCGACCUGGUUGUGAUCGACAGCCAGGAGGAGCAGGUGAGCUUCAACCGAUGGCAGAGGAGGGAUAAUGAUACACCUGGGCACAAAAAGCAGAUCCUGGAUUGGUCACGACAGAGACAGAAGGAACAUGGAUCCGGACUAAUAAUAUCACCGAUGCGGAACAAAAGAGGCAAACGAGUCAGUGCUGCAGGACCUGCAGGCACGAUGGCCAAUCUACUGGGAAGAAAGUUCUACAUUCCAAGGUUUUCCAAGAGUUACUUCAGAGAUAAUGGCCUUUUUCAAAUAUUCAGACAAGGAGCAUCCAAGAGACGAGUUCUCCUGAGUUUAGCGCUGCUGAAUGCUGUUAUGCUGACAGCCGCUGUUGUUCUUGGGAUAAAAUGUGCCAGGGUCAAAGAGCACUCCCUCCACGUUCCCAGCUUAGCUGAAGUGCAGCUGGUGAAUGCGCUAAACAACCUCCGCAGCAACUACAGCAACAUCACUGAAGCUGCAGACGAGGCCAAGAAGACGUUAGAGACGGUCAUCAACAACCACGCACAGCUAAAGACGCAAAUCAAGCUGAAGAGCGUCAUCAUUGACAAUUAUCAGAAGGAGAUACAGACACUAAGGAUAGAGUGGAACCAGCUGCAGUCCAACCUGACAGCUCUGGAGGGAACCUGUGGUAAAUGUCUUCGUGGAUGGACUCUGUUUAACUCAUCCUGUUACUUCUUCUCCUACUUUGAGUCUGCUGCUGCUAAAAAGACCUGGACAGACAGCAGAGCAGACUGUGUUAGACGUGGAGCCGACCUGGUUGUGAUCGACAGCCAGGAGGAGCAGAACUUUGUGAGUGGAAACAUAAAAAGUAUGAGAAGUUACCCUAGUCAGUGGGAGAACGGAGUGUGGGUCGGUCUCACUGACAUUGAUACCGAGGGGGAAUGGGUCUGGAUUAAUAACGUCACGGAGGUGGAGCAAAGGUACUGGGCGUAUGGGGAACCAAACAACCACGGACGCCACGGAGAAGACUGUGCAAUCGUGACUUAUAACACACACAGUCCAUGGCAGACACGAUUCGAUGGGAAGUGCAACAGAAAUCAGCUGGCCUGGACGUGUGAAACGGCAGCACAAUAAUGCCUGGACACAACAAGCACCUGCUGGAAAGUGUCUCAAAUAAAACAGCUGUCAAUCAUG